UGCGGACAGCAGACUCAAGAUGCGCCCGAAAGAUCUGGGACAGGUAUACACGGGACUCCGGCCGGGGUCUGGACCCGGGGACCCAGCAGCAGCCAACCGCGCACCCGCGCCCGCAGCCAGCUCUGCUUCAGAGCCCUCGGCCGAACCCGCUCCUGUGCGGGCACCAGGGACUGGACAGGGAGCAGGAUCCAGAGUAGCCUCCGGGUCCCAGUCGGUCUCGGAAGUCCCCACCGGAGCUCGCCUGGCCUCCGAGGCUGGGUCGAAGGCGGGAGCCCAGCGCGUGUCCGCAUUCUCAGCCUCCCAGGGGAAUGCCCAGUCCGAGCCUGACAACUCGGACGCACCGUGGACCCGCUUUGUAUUCCAAGGUCCCUUUGGUCCUCGCGCCACUGGCCUGGGGACUGGAAAGGCGGCGGGCAUCUGGAAGACGCCAGCCGCUUACAUUGGCCGGCGACCCGGGGUGUCUGGCCCUGAGCGCGCCGCCUUUAUUCGGGAGCUGGAGGAAGCUUUGUGUCCUAACCUACCUCCACCAGUCAAGAAGAUCACCCCGGAAGAUAUCAAAGUGAUGCUGUAUUUGCUGGAGGAGAGAGAGCGCGACCUGAACACGGCUGCUCGCAUUGGCCAGUCCCUGGUGAAACAGAACAGUGUUUUGAUGGAGGAGAACAGCAAACUGGAAGCCAUGCUGGGCUCAGCCAGGGAGGAGAUUUUACACCUCAGGUACCAGGUGAAUUUGCGGGAUGACCUCCUUCGGCUCUACUCCGACUCUGAAGAUGGGGAUGAUGAUGAAGAGGAGGAGGACGAGGAGGAGGGAGAGGAGGAGGGAGAGGAGAAGGGAGAGGAGGAGGAAGAGGAGGAAGAGGAAGGGGAAGAGGAGGAAGAGCAGGAACAACAACAGUAUGAUCACCGCUAUGACACCCCCAAGCCGACUCCUCGGGAGGACUUGCUGCACCACUGUCCACAGAUGGAAGCCUUACAGCAGAAGCUCAAGCUGCUGGAGGAGGAGAACGACCAAUUGAGAGAGGAGGCCUCCCAGCUUGACACCCUUGAGGAUGAAGAGCAGAUGCUCAUUCUGGAAUGUGUGGAGCAGUUUUCGGAAGCCAGCCAGCAGAUGGCCGAGCUGUCCGAGGUGCUGGUGUUUAGGCUGGAGCACUAUGAGCGGCAGCAGAAGGAGAUUACGCGACUGCAGGCACAGGUCGCAAAGCUGCAGAAGCGCUGCCAGUCGUAUGGGGCUGAGACUGAGAAGUUGCAGCAGCAGCUGGCUUCAGAGAAGGAGAUCCAGAUGCAGUUCCAGGAAGAGGAGGCACGUCCGAGUCUGCAGGAGACCCUGGCCCAGGAGCUCAGAAUGUCUCUGAGGAGGAUUAUCUCAGACCCUGUGUACUUUAUGGAAAGACACUAUGAAAUGCCCAGAAGGGGGCCAUCCAACCUGAGAUACGACCUUCGCUACAGUGAGAAGCGAGAGCGGGAACAGGGCUUCGAGGCUGAGGAUGGGUUGAUGCCAGCAGAGGACAUUGUAUCGGGGGAAGAUUUCCUGCCUGUGGAGGAGCUGGGCGCCACAGAAGAGGUGGCAUCUGCUGAUGGGGUGACGGAGGAGGCAGAGCUGGUGUCUGAUGAGACCGAGGCCUGGGAGGAGGUAGAGCCGGAGCUAGAUGAGGCCACACGGAUGAAUGUGGUGACCUCGGCCCUGGAGGCCAGCGGCCUGGGCCCGUCACACCUAGACAUGAAGUAUGUCCUCCAGCAGCUGGCCAACUGGCAGGACGCCCAUUACAGGCGGCAGCUGAGGCAGAAGAUGCUUCAGAAGGGUGAGGGCUCCCCUGGGGGCUUCCCUCUUGCCAGCCGGACGAGCUGCAGAUCGUCAAGCCGAUGAAGGAUGAGAUGAAGGAUGAAGGGUGAGGGCAGGCGUUGUUGUUUCCCAGCAGCCUGCAGAGGCCCCACAGACAGCUGGAGGCCCCUCCUUCUGCUACCUGGCUCCCCACGCCAGACCUUCCUUCCCAUCCUCCGAAAGGGGACCCCAUGUUUGUUUUCAGCCCAUCCUCUGUCUCAAUGAACCUGGGCCAGAAUUUGAGGGCCCAAGCCUCAACCUUCUUCUGGGACAGGCUGAAGGAACCCAGCCCUUGUUCUGCAAAUAUGCAUGUGGUUCAAAAACUCUGGCUGCUGGGCCUGGAUCACAUGGUGGCCUGGGGACAGAAGAUGCCCAGAGGGAGACCCUCCAGCUUCCAGACCCAGCUCUGAGAGAGCAUGGGACUGAGCAGGGGUGGGGAGUGUCAGGUGCCAAGUGUAGGAAGUUGUUGUGAAGACCCUCCCUAGAACACGCUCUUUGUCCUUGACCCCCAAAUUAAAGGUGGCUCUCAAGUCCUCUACUUUUAGGGGACCUGGUCCUCGUUCCCUGUUCAUCCUUCCUUCUCAGUCUCUCUUACUGUUCGUAACCAGAAGUGUCUCUGUGUGUGUGUGUGGGUGGGUGAGUGGUCCCUUUCAGUAGUGUCCUUUGAGAGGGAGCCUGUGACCUGUUGGCAUCCACGCUCCCCACCUAAGGCCCUCCCGGGGUCCAGUCCUUCCUCCCUCCUGUCACCCUCAGUGCCCCUUGUUUUCUCCUUCUAGAUGUUCCACCCUUUCCUACUCCUUUGUUCACGAACAGCUUGGGUGUGUGGCUCAGGACCACCACCAGGGCCUGCUCCACGCCCACAGUGCUUCUCCGUCUCCUUUGCUUGUCAGCUUGUGUACUUGCCAGUGCAGGAAAUAAAGGAUCUGUGCUACC
Messenger RNA from Tupaia belangeri chinensis (Chinese tree shrew), 2749 nucleotides. It is a transcript of the gene HAP1, whose product is annotated as huntingtin associated protein 1. Gene Ontology annotation, biological process: neurogenesis; protein targeting; mitochondrion distribution. NCBI's taxonomy places the organism in Eukaryota, Metazoa, Chordata, Mammalia, Scandentia, Tupaiidae. The record is from RefSeq and is a predicted model, not a curated record. The coding region runs from base 20 to 1861 and encodes 613 amino acids. Gene Ontology annotation, cellular component: dendrite; cytoplasmic vesicle; mitochondrion. The transcript is spliced from 12 exons. Gene Ontology annotation, molecular function: myosin binding; signaling receptor binding.